GCUGUGGUCAUACGAAUGCUGAGCUCUGUGGUGACAAAUGAAAGUGCGUUGUUUACAUUUCCAAUUCACAGAAUCGAGCCGUUUACCUUACCCUAAAGCUACCACAGUAGAAGGAAGACGUGUUUUAAGUGUCAAGGAACUUGGAAAUCAGUCAAAGAAACGGAAAACUCGUCGUCAAGUUGACCUAGUGUUGUGUAAAGGUGGUGUGACACUCGGUGAUGGCAUCAGCUGGAGCCACUUCAAUGAGAGCUCUGACCAUGGAGUUCAAGGCUUUGGAGAGAGAACCAGUGGAAGGGUUUCUAGUGACCAUACCUGAUGAGACUGACUUUUAUACAUGGCAAGUGGCGAUUUUUGGGCCUCCGGAAACACCGUACGAAGGUGGUUAUUUCAAGGCUGAAGUAAAGUUCCCGUUAGAUUAUCCAUACUCUCCCCCACGACUACGAUUCCUCACACCAAUCUUACAUCCAAACGUAUAUCAGGAUGGAGAGCUGUGUAUAUCCAUCCUCCACCCGCCCGGAGAGGACCCCCACAGUGGUGAACUACCCGCUGAAAGAUGGAAUCCAACACAAAGCGUCAGAACAAUAUUACUGAGUGUUAUAUCACUAUUGAACGAGCCCAAUAUAUCAUCUGCUGCUAAUGUGGACGCUAGUGUCCUGUAUAGAAAGUGGAGAGAAAGCAGAGGAAAGGACAAACAGUUUGUCGAAGUGAUAAAGAAACAAGUUGAUAGCUCGAGAAGAGAAGCUGAGGCAGAUGGUAUAAAGGUUCCCACGACACUGGCAGAGUAUUGCCACCAGCACAAGCAACCACCAAGCUCUACAUCUAGCUAUGACAUAACUGAUGAUUUGUACGAUGGAGACGAUUAUUAUGAGGACAGUUCUGAUAAUGAGGAAAUGGUUGACAGUAGCUCAGACUGUGAACGAGAGGACUUAGGAGCUGAGGAUAGUGGCAUGGCAUAGCAUUGGCAUUAGAUUUAUUAUUGUAUGUAUACUCACUUCUAGAGCAUGUACAUGUAACGUGUAUGUGUGCUGCAAUGCUGUCAUAUCAUGAUUAUGCUACAUUUCUGUGUGUUUGGUAAUGGUCGUUUUGAUGUUAGAAA
Halichondria panicea is the source of this 1096-nucleotide messenger RNA. RefSeq names its product ubiquitin-conjugating enzyme E2 R2-like. NCBI's taxonomy places the organism in Eukaryota, Metazoa, Porifera, Demospongiae, Suberitida, Halichondriidae. Gene Ontology annotation, molecular function: ubiquitin conjugating enzyme activity. The record is from RefSeq and is a predicted model, not a curated record. Gene Ontology annotation, biological process: ubiquitin-dependent protein catabolic process; protein polyubiquitination. Bases 219 to 956 code for a protein of 245 amino acids. The transcript is spliced from 5 exons.